AUGCCCCGCCUCUCUUUUGACAAUGGAAUAUGGACCGAUCCUUUCACAGGAGCAUAUCGGUAUCAAUUUUCAUGCUACAGUAUCAAUAUGGGUGAUAACUUAAAAGGCAAUCCAUUUGCUAGUUUAUUUCCCAGCCUUGAGAAAGCGCAACAGUUCAGCCAAACUCAAGCUCAUGCAGCAGCCAUAGUGGAAAAGCAACCAAUUGUGUCAAAUGAGCCAGUUGCAGUCCCGUUGCCAAAAGCAAGUGAUAAAGAAGCAACAGUUGAUGAUGAAGAUAUAACUGAUGUAGAUUUGGAAAAGUUAGAAGUGAACAACCUGCUGGAAAGUGUCUUCCUUAUCACACUGGAUAAAGAAGUUACUGGGUAUGGCAGGCGACCAUGUGAAUGUGUAUUUCUGGAGGAUUUACACGUUUCCUUAAAAGGGCAGGAUUGGCUGGAUUUUGAUUGUCUUGAACAGGCUGUAUUUGAGAGGCUUAUGAUGCCUGAACCUACAGACCAUGUUAUACGCACCACCACUGGAAGACCUAACCCAAGGGAACUUGGAAUAGCUGGGAGAGAUCAACCCUUGAGAUAUCUGUAUGAAUGCUUUAAACGAUCACUCAGUGAGAUAAAGUCGACCAAUGAUGGCCACAUUGCAAUGCUCCAGGAGGUGAUACUGAUGAACUCAAAGACUUGCAUGCAGCAUCCAGAGUUCUUUACAAGGGUAGAACCAGCUAAGCACUUUUUGGAGAUCUUCCUAGAGGAAUUUUCCAGUUCAGAUGCAGAAGCUGUGUGUGAAUACUUUGAACGAGUUAGUAUGGCGAUAGAUAAUGAAAGUGAAGAGGGGUCUGUAUUUGAUUGCUUCUGGCCAGUCUUUGAUGAACUGAGGAAUAAAUUCCUAAAAGAUUUCACACUCAGUCACAGUUUGCUGUUUAGAUAUAUAGAUGUAGUGACUUUUUUCUCAAGGAAGGCAUGGUUGGCAGAGGCAUUCAUGAAACAUAUCAUCCCGUCAAAUCUGACCAAUGGGAAGGCUUAUGAAGAUUCACUUCUUGGACUGAUCAUAGCUAAAAGCUGUAUUGCAAAAAAUGAUGCAGGACCAUAUGAAUUUUUCGACGAACCCUCCAGAACCAGCCAGCGUGAUCAUGACAUCACAGAGGGUAAUAUCUGGCAGGCUCUCAGUAUGGUCCAGGAGAGAGUGUACCAGAUUAUCUACAAUCUACUGAAAGCAAGUCCACAGGCAAAACAUGAUAUUCUCAGUUGGCUGGGCAACUGCAUGAAAGCUAAUACAGGUCGGGCAAAAAUCUGGUCUUCCCAGAUGCCAGCGAUAUUUGGUACAAUGUAUGCUUCAGAUGGCUUUUACAUGAAUUUAUGUGGGAUCCUGUUAAAACUUUGUCAGCCAUUCAGCCAGCCUUGUUCACCAAAAUUGUUGAAAAUCCAGCCAACAUACUGUAGAGUUGUUGUACCUGCUGGUGAAACUAGGCAAAGAUCCAUACAUAUGACAGAUUUGUCAGAAGAAACGUGCAUGGUGCCAAGUGAGGAAAAUGAGAGACCAAAUCCUGAUGAAACCUACUCAUUUGUAACAGAGUGCUACUACUUAGCACACAGGUGCCUCAAUUUAGGCUUUCACGUGUGUCUAGAAAAAUUCAAGAAUUUAAAUCGGACUUUACAUGAUAUACAAAAUGUAUGGGUUGAAAUACGAAACCAAGGAGCAGAAAAUACUGAUCCGGGAAGAAAGCUGCAACAGAGAAUGGAUAAAGUUAUGGCUGCAUUCCUUAGUCUAAAAGCAGCGAUGACUGAUCCUCAGCUAUUAGAACUCAGUCUUAAUUUCCACAUAGCCUCAGCAACCUGGCUCUGUCAGCUAGCAACCAAUGAAAAUCUCAAAGAGUUCCUACCAAUUACAUUCCCACUAUCAGACAACGUGCCGUAUCACUUAAAAUGCAUCCCAGAGUUCUUAAUGGAUAAUACAACAGAAUUCAUGCAGUUUCUACGUCGAUUCAAAGACUCAAUCUAUGAGGUAGCUGGUGAGAAGCUGAAUCAUUUAAUGACUCUCAUCCUGGUGUUUAUGGGGAGCCCAGAGCGCAUGAAGAAUCCUCACUUACGUGCGAAAAUGGCUGAGGCCUUAGAGGCACUGCUUCCUCCAAAGGAAAGAGAAUACAGUAUGGGUAUCAUUGGCAAUUUCAACAGAGAACACAUAUUCCACUCACAUCCACAUAUCCAGUAUCUGGCGCAGACUCUGAUUCAUGUGUUUGUCAGCAUUGAGACGACAGGCGAGAGUGUUGAAUUUGAACAGAAGUUUAACUAUCGUCGUCCAAUGCUGCAAGUUCUUGAUUAUAUGUGGGAGAUUGAGAUUCACCAAAAAGCAAUACGGGACCUUGCAGCAUUAGCUGAGGAGAACAUCGAGGCAGCUGAACCUCCAUUGUUUCUGCGCUUUAUUAACCUGCUCAUCAAUGAUGCCAUCUUUCUAUUAGAUGAGGCACUACAGCAUCUUAGUCAAGUCAAGGAGCAACAGGAUGAGAAGGAUGCUGGAACUUGGGCCAACCUGCCAGACCAGGAACGGCAAGAGAAGGAGGCCAGUUUUAAGCAACUUGGCUUCCUAGCGAGGAUAUUCAACAUGAUGUCCAAUGACACUAUCCAAUCACUGGAGAGGAUCACCCGAGAAGUGCAGUCAAUAUUUACAACUAAAAUAAUGGUCGAUCGUAUUGCGGCAAUGCUCAACUAUUUCCUGUUACAUCUGGUGGGACCAAAAAAGAAAAAUCUCAAAGUAAAAGAUUUCGAUAAAUAUGAGUUCAAACCACAGGAGCUUGUAUCAAACAUCAGCCAAAUCUACAUCAAUCUAGGAGAGAGUGAAGCGUUUUUACAGGCGAUACCAAGUGAUGGACGGUCAUUUUCUCAGGGUUUGUUCACCCAGGCCCGCCGUGUACUACAAAGAAUUAAUAAACCAGGGCCUAUGAUCAUGGACUUUGCUGAGCUCUCUGAGAAGUUGAAGGGUUUGGCUAAUAGACAGAAGGUUGCAGAGGCUGCAGCUGAAGACGCUCCUGAAGAGUUCCUAGAUCCAAUUAUGGGCACAUUGAUGAAUGACCCAGUCUCUCUACCAAGUUCUGGCAUGAUAGUGGACAGAGCAACCAUAGCUAGGCACAUACUAAGCGAUCAAACAGAUCCUUUCAAUCGAAGCCCUCUUAGUAUGGACCAAGUGAUUGCUAACACAGAACUAAAGGACAAGAUAGACAAGUGGAUCAGUGAACACGUUGCAGAUGAAGGAGAUGAUGAUGAUGUAUAGCCAAUACCUGAUGAUAUAGGCUGGUACAUGUAGAUGCUUAGCAAUCAUGACUGAUCAUGAGACAAUGUUGGGUUGGCCCCUGCAGGCUUCUGUUCACAAAAGUCCCCAAAAUGUAAAAUAACUUCCAACAGCAUCGCUAAACAGAUAUUUUAUUUUGGAGAACACUGGGUUUUGAUUGAUUCUGAUUUUUUCAAAGAAUUAGAGGGUCGGGCGGUGUUUAUUGUUACCAUUAUACAAUGUACAAUGUAGUUCAGUUUCUUUCUACAGCUUUGAUCUGAUUACGGAGAAUUGGGAAUAUUCUGGUGGAUUUAUGUUUUAAAAUAUCUAGAAUUGUACCCAAUUGACUUCAUUUUAUCAAAAUCCUAUGUUGUAAAAGCUUUAUUACGUCACCAC
Molecule: messenger RNA, 3648 nt
Organism: Owenia fusiformis
Lineage: Eukaryota; Metazoa; Annelida; Polychaeta; Sabellida; Oweniidae
Source: the annotation of a GenBank genome assembly